Molecule: messenger RNA, 297 nt
Organism: Syzygium oleosum
Lineage: Eukaryota; Viridiplantae; Streptophyta; Magnoliopsida; Myrtales; Myrtaceae
Product: HMG1/2-like protein
Exons: 3
Coding region: 2-265 (87 amino acids)
Source: RefSeq, a predicted model, not a curated record
UAUGGGUGGUGACAGGUGUGAUUUCAAGAGGAGCAAGGAAUGCGAAUCUGUCGUCGAAAAAGCUGCAGAGGAUAAAUGGAACUCAAUGUCUGAAGCUGAGAAAAGUCCAUUCGUAAAAAAAGCCUCGGAGAUGGUGGCAGCCAUGGACAGAGCUGCGGAAUUCUAUAAAAUGAUUACGAAUGCCCCGAAAGCAACGGCAGCAGCUGCUCCUCCUACGGAAGAAAAACUCUCAGAAGCAGCUACAACUGGUGGUCCAAUGGAGUAAUAAACUUCUCAGAAGUUUAUCGUUUGCUUUGC